Messenger RNA from Papaver somniferum (opium poppy), 2785 nucleotides. Its product is annotated as neurofilament medium polypeptide-like. Gene Ontology annotation, biological process: regulation of DNA-templated transcription; chloroplast organization. Bases 300 to 2663 code for a protein of 787 amino acids. The record is from RefSeq and is a predicted model, not a curated record. Gene Ontology annotation, molecular function: double-stranded DNA binding. NCBI's taxonomy places the organism in Eukaryota, Viridiplantae, Streptophyta, Magnoliopsida, Ranunculales, Papaveraceae. Gene Ontology annotation, cellular component: chloroplast. The transcript is spliced from 3 exons.
AUCUUUUUAGAAAAGAGGAACGCUUAUGUAAUUUGGUGAAAAUUGGAUUCCCGCACAAUAACCAUGGGCUGCACAUGGUUCGGUUCGCUGCCACACCUCCAAGCCAAAAACCAUAAAUCAAGCUCAGCCUAGGCUCACCAUAGUGCCUUGUGAAAAUAAUCCGUCAUACCACAUCUAAAGCCCCGUGUACAUUAACCAACUUAGACUCUCAAAUCUGGAGCCGAGCGAAGAAUGUUCCCAAAUCCUCACUAAAACCCUAAUUUCCUCCACCGUAAGCGCAGCAACUCUGUUCCUCCUCCAUGGAUCCCGACACCUCUCCUUCUUCAUCUUCAUCAUCACCGGUAGUGUCAUACCUCAUCAAUUCGUGUGGAUUAUCAGAAGAUCGAGCUGUGAGUAUUCGUAAGAAAUUACCAUUGACAACCACCACAUCAUAUCUAGAGACCAUAGUAACCACACUUGAAUCACACGGAUUCACUAAACCCCAUAUCUCCAAAAUCAUCAUCAAGACACCAGGAUUUCUUGAACCUGGUAGAUGUGGUCAUCUCGAACAAAAACUCGAUUAUUUCAUGUCGAAAGAGAUCUCUAGUGUUGAAUUUGUCAAGUACUUAACAAGUAGCCCAGAAAUCCUAAUCAGAGGGUUGAAGGGCAAAAUCAUUCCGUUGUUCGAUUUCAUCAGGAGCAUCGUUGGUACCGAUAGAGACACAUUUAAGGUCAUCGGAAACACAUUUAACGAUAUGAGGUGUUUACAAGUAGAAUUAAUUCAGGAAAGGAUAUCCGGCAAUGUACAGGUUUUGAGAGAUGAAGGUAUCCCAGAAAGGAUUAUAUUGAAUUUUUUGACUCAAUUACCAAAGGUAUGUUUGAUUAGCACUGAUAAAUUUAAAGAGCGUGUACAAGAUGUUAAAGAUAUGGGUGUUGAUUCACAUAAAACUCCAUCUGGAUUUGUUAGUUGGAUUAGAAUGUUGGUAUUUUGCUCGAAAACUACGUUGGAAGCUAAAAUGAAUGUACUCAGGAAAUGGGGUUGGCCGGAAGACCAACUUCAGGAUGCAGUUAUGAAAUAUCCUGGAUUUAUGUCGAGAUCUGUCGCCAAAAUUGAGUCUAUACUUGAUUACCUUGUGACUCAGAUGGGUUAUAGUAUAUCGAGUUUUCUUAAGCAUCUAGGAGUUUUUAGUUAUAGCUUGGAGAAGAGAAUUAUACCAAGGAUUUCUGUUCACAAAAUUUUAAUCUCCAAAGGUUUGAUCAAGCAUGACGGUAGGCUGGGGGGAGUUUUAACUAUCAGGGAGGAGAUGUUCUUGAAGAAGUUUGUGAUGCCGUAUAAAGUAGAAGCUCCUGAGCUGUUGCAGAUUUAUAACCAGGCAUCUAUUACGUGUGUCAUGGAGGACUCACAGAGUGAAGAAGUAACAAAUUGUCCAGAAAGGGCGGUAGAGAGUGUAGCAGCUCUGCCGAAGGUAGCAAAGCUGGUUCAUGAAAAUGACGCUGGUAAACCUAAGAAGAAAGCUUCAUCAAGUGAUCUUGCGGAAUCAGAGGAAGAGUUGGAGAAGGAAAAAGAAUUAAUGAAAGCCAGAAAGCCAAGAAAGAUUUUGAGGAAGUCAGAGAAAAAGGUGGAUAAUGAACAAGGUGGUGCUACGAAGAAGGAGAAAGGAGAUCACCAUAACAUAGAAUAUGAUGAGGAAGAGAAUGAUAAGUCUAAGGAAGAAGAAGAAAUUGUUGUUGGCCCUAUUGUUGGGAAAGUAUUAGAAGGCAAUCUUGCAAGUGGGCUUAAGAGGAAAGUUGCUUUAGAUAAGGAGGAAGAUUCGAAGAAAGUCAAAAAGCCUAGGAAGGUUUUGAAAAAGUCUAAGAAAAAAGUAGAGGAAAUGCAAGGUGAUGCUGCGAAGAAGGAAGAAGAGGAUAAGUCUAAGGAGGAAGAGGAGAUUGUUGUUGUUCCUAUGGUGGAAGAGUCGAAGAUUGCUAAAAGGCCUAAGAAGGAGUUUUUUAACAAGGAUGAUGUAGAGACUCCUGAACUGUUGCAGGUAUCCAAUAUGCGUGCCAAUGAGGACUCACAAAGCGAAGAAGUAACUUUCUGUCCAGAAACGGCUUCAGAGAGUGUAGCGCCUCUGCCAAAGGUAGCAGAAGUUGUUGACAAGAAUCAAGUUGGCAAACUAAAGAAGAAAGCUUCAUCAAGUGAUCUUGUGGAACAAGAAGAAGAGUUGGAGAAGGGAGAAGAAUCGAAGACAGCCAAAAAGCCUAGGAAGAUUCUGAAAAGGUCAAAGAAAAAAGUGGAGGAACUGCAAGGGGGUACUGCAAUAAAGGAGAAUAGAUGUCAUCCAAAUACAGAAUUUGAUGAAGAAGAGAAGGAUAAGUGUGAGGAAGAAAAAGAGAUUGUUGCUGUCCCUAUGGGCGGGAUAGUAUUAGAAGGUAGUCAAGUAAGUGCGCUUAAGAGGAAAAUAACUUUAGAUACAGGGGAAGAUUUUAAGAAAGUCAAAAAGCCAAAGAAGGUUUUGAAAAAGUCCAAGAAAAAAUCAGAGGAAGUGCUAGGUGAUGCUGGGAAGAAGGAAAAAGAGGGUACUGCAAUAAAGGAGAAAAGAUGUCAUCCAAAUACAGAAUUUGAUGAAGAAGAGAAGGAUAUGUGUGAGGAAGAAAAAAGAGAUUGUUGCUGUCCCAAUGGGCGGGAGAGUAUUAGAAGGUAGUCAAGUAAGUGCGCUUAAGAGGAAAAUAACUUUAGAUACAGGGGAAGAUUUUAAGAAAAUCAAAAAGCCAAAGAAGGUUUUGAAAAAGUCCAAGAAAAAAUCAGUGGAAGUGCUAGGUGAUG